Molecule: messenger RNA, 14189 nt
Organism: Phymastichus coffea
Lineage: Eukaryota; Metazoa; Arthropoda; Insecta; Hymenoptera; Eulophidae
Exons: 32
Coding region: 1284-13040 (3918 amino acids)
Biological process (GO): regulation of gene expression
Cellular component (GO): nucleus
Source: RefSeq, a predicted model, not a curated record
UAUAUAUUCUAUAAAAUAUAGAUUGGUAGUACAGCGGCGGCUCUUUUUGUACCGAGAGAAGGAGAGACAGUGUACAUAGCUACUUUUGAGCGAUUAGAUUGCGCAACGAUAGUAUACUUUCCAGAAUUGCAGUAAACCGAAGAUACAUCGUUGAGCAUCCUUAGUCUCGUGGUCGCAAGUAAUUUAUAUUUGUAACGAAAAGGUGAGCUUGUUGGUGAAAAGACUAAAAUGACGACAAUUUGCACUUCGCUGAGGCAGCGAUUCGUUGGUUGCCAAAAUUUACGUACACUCUAACAAAGCCUCUCGCUCUGGAGAAUCGAUUACUUUGCUUGUAACCAGGUAAACAUUACAUUAUUGUUUUUGUAUUUUUUUUUUGUAUUAAGGAUGAAAAUAUGUAGUGACGGUGACGUAAGUAGGAAAAUUUGUACAUGCAGUAUGGCGAAUGUUAACAUUUGUCUUGAGUAUUUUAAAGCAAACGGUAUGUACGUAUAUCGAUCAAACCUCUCGAUUGGAAUAUUUCAAGAUUUACAGUCGACUGAAUCUUAUAUAAUAAUCGCAAAAAUGUGCAAUGCAAUCGUCUCGUAAACGUAAAACAAGAAUGCCAGAAAAUGAGAAACAGAGCGAAAAAGUCAAUUAAAGUUUGAAAAAAAGUUGCCUACAAAGAAAAAAAUAUAUUGACUAUAGUACACAUGCCGCAUAAUCCAAAGAUAAAACAAAGAAAAGACAACCGAUUCUUAAUAAAAAUUUUAUGGCGCACAUACAAUGUGCUAUGUAGUUCGACGACAACGAUGACGACGAUGAGAGAAACGGAAGUAGACCUCGAUAUAAUAUAACUUGGCAACACUGUUGGCGUCCAAUGGAAAACUUGUCCGGAAGUCGAGCGUGGGGGUACUGCGCGCGCGUGUUCCACGCCCGAACUGUGCCGCUCUCUACAAGUUCCGUCUACAUUGGACUUCGAGCCAAUCAGCUUGCAAAUAGUAGCCAUCUUGGUGUGGGGGGGAGGGCUCGACACCAGAUAGACGACUGACGCCAGCCACAACACAUGGAAGAAUAGACGAAAUAGCUUAUUGUACUCAAACGAUUAUUUUGCGUUUACUUUGGUUGGUGCUGUCAACGCUGUUAGGAUUGAAAUAAUGCCGUAUGAUUGGGUCAAUAAACUGUGCCAAAUAUGUAUUUAAGCAAAAGGUACUGUUGACAAAUAAUGUACUACGGAAAUAAAUAAUUCAAUGCGUGAUAUGAGUGAAUGGAGAGUAGUCAAUGGAAGAGAGUGAAUCUCAAGCAAAAUGGAAGCGUACGACCGAAAGAUUCGCGAUAUGCAACAGUAUCUUCCAUUUUUGGAAGAGAAAAUACAGCAGAUAAAAGAUAUCAAAGCAAAAUCCCCUUAUCCCGACGAGGAGAGAGAAAGCAAGCUUAAUAAGUUCAAGCACAUGUACAAGAUACUCACAAAUCGGGAUCCUAAAAAAAAGUUGGUCCUUGUAACACUCGAAAAGUUCGAAGCAGUUAUUCGAAGGAUACAAGAACAUGAUUAUUUGGAAAGUAGACGUGCGAGGCACGAAAAUGCAAGAGACAUCAAUCCAUUUCACAACCCGGAUUCAUACCGCGCGAGCAGCAGUUCUAACACUGCAAGCAGUGUCAGCUGUUUGGGCGUUAGCAGCAAUCGUUACUCGCGCCCGAAGGUCAGUGAGGACACACCAGCCUCGCCAAGUCCACCAGACAGUCCGCCACUUUACAGCGCGGCGACCUCAACAGCGCCAAUAAUCAUCCCGACGGUGCGAGAACCAUCGCCACCACCACCCCCGAGUAUCACAAGGCCGCGUAUUUACGAUUCGUCGCCACCGAGAUCCUCAACUUCAUCGAGUACGUCGUCAAGUACAAGGGGAACUAGUCUCUUUACUAGGAACCCAACUCCACCACCGGUUAUACCAAAAAUCGUACCCAUCACUAGGGUCGAUGUGAGGGAAAUAGGUCCACUCGAGUGGGACACUGAUGAGGAGGAGGACAAGAUGCAAGAGAAAAGGUCCGAGAUAGUCAUUCCCAAGCCCCUGGAUGUCGUUAGCGCAGCUAAACAAAUUAGUGAAAAGCUGACACUAAACAGAAAAGACGACAUCAAGCACCUUCACCAUCAUCGAGACUAUGAUCAAAAACGUGGUUACGAGCCGAAGCGUGAUUACGAAUCAACGCGUGACUAUGAGCCAAGGCAUCAUCCAUCGGACAACAUCCCAACGGUGCAAGUACAAGCUCUAGGCGGUUCUCGCCGAUUGAGUACAAUCAUCGAGAAAACGAAUCUUUUGAACAACGCUGUCAAUAGUCUAUUGUCAUCGUCGCAAAGACCACAUCAAACUCCAUCUCCACACAUGAACGUACCAACAGAGGCGUUACGUUCACCGGAACCACCAGAAGCCAUUCACGUUCGACCUCCAUUGUCAUCACUUCCAAUGCCACCGACUCAUUUUUCAUCACCAAAACGCGAUUCAGCGCCUAAAACUCCGUCUUUGCUGCUUAGCGCGCCACCAACGAAUUCAAGGCUACCAAUCGCCCUGGACGACAUCGCUGAGUUUCUCGACGACAAUGAACGGAGUUACCUUGAUAAGAGACCUGAUAAAGCGAGAUCAACCGUCAGGGUUCCAGGUAGUUCGCAGUCUGUUCUAAUGAGUCCUAGGUCUGAAUCUAGCUUGUCGCCUUGUCUCACAGAUUCUAGGAUACCGCAAGCAGAUCCUCGAACUCGUCCUAACGCCGAUCCACGUAGCGCACACACGAUGCCACGUUAUGCCGAUAAUUACGAACGGCAUAAGCGUACUACGUCUCAAGAAAUGGGCAUGCCAUCAGUUGAUUACAAUCGUCAACAACAGCAACCACGACCCGGUCAGUAUAGCGAAUCGCCGCAAAUGGUACCACCACCACUGUCUCACAUGCAUGCAGCACCCGCGUCUGUGCCUCCUGUUUCUGGUAACUACGGCGCAAUGGUUUCCGGGACGCAAAUGCCUCCUCACAAUCAAAUAAACUACGACUAUCGAAUGGGUCCUGAAAGUUACCAUCAGUCACAGCAACAGCAAUCACAACCGCCAUCACAGUGGAAUGGACCACCCCAUAUGGCUACACCAGCUAUGACUUCGGGCUACGGAUCUAAUAUACCGCAGCAACAACAAACUGGCUGGCAAUUUCCACAGUCAGAGCUGCAAAGUCAGUCGAUGAUGAAUGGCGACGUAAGGAUGCAACAAGGCUUCUCUAAUCAUCAAAUGGGUCGGCCAAAUCCACCUCAUGUGCAACCUAUGAUGGCCAACAGUGGUUAUACUACGAAUAAAUAUUCGAGUUAUUCAGACUCACGUGGUGGCUAUGAUCAACAGCAUCAGCAACAGCAACCACCUCUAAAUGAAUUCCAAAGACCACGACCACCGUGGGCAGGAGGUAUGCCGAACGAUCGGGGUUAUGGAGCUAGACCAAAUUCAUCGUUUACACGACCAACGGGUGGACCACCAAGCUGGAAUAAAGAUUCGUCAAGGCUGCCGAAUCGUGACCCUCGAACAGUCGAAAAUAGAGAUCCAAGAAUGUUAUCGAGACAAUUAACGCAACAAUCUUCUUCGUCUCAUGAUCAAAAUAGGUCAAGUAGUCCAGUACUACCAAAACCGCCACCUGGUAAAGAGGUGCAUCCCAACAAACUGGCUAAACAAGCUGCCACUGAAAAAGAAACUGCAGUUAAGAAAAAAGCUGAAAUUCACAAACUUAAGGAUAAGGAUAGAGAUAAAGAUAAAUUUAAACACAAGGAGAAACCAAAAGACAAAGAUCGUACAUCAGAUAAACAAAAGCUCAAACCAAGUAUGAAGUCGCCUUUGACGGAUCUUUAUGGAACCAUUGAUGCCAAGAAAGCUGUCCAAGGCAGUGGCUUGAAUAAGUUUAAAAUUCCUAAAAAGAGGCCUUCUAUUGAUACACAACCCGAGCCUUCGCCACCAGUUGUGGAAGAAGAGAAUUGGGACACCACUGAGACGAGCACAUCCUCAACCAGUCAUGAAGUAAAUAGACCAUGCUUAGUGUCAUCGUCAGUCUCCAAGAGACCCGAGAAAUUGUCAAAGGAAAAGCCCAAAGAAAAGCAAAAGUUAUCGGAGAGGGAAAAAGAGAAAGAAAAAGAAGAGUUGGAUAAACUUGAUAUUCUAAAGACACUCACGUCUGUGCCGAACAUAUCUGAGUCAGAUUUGUCAAUAAUCGUCGAACAGCUUUACAAGAAAUUAUCGAAGAAGAAAAAGAAAACUGUGAUAUACUCAUCCGACGACGAGGAAGAGAAUGAGGAGAGUAGUGACGAGCGUCACUCAUCGAAUAAGAAAUCUGUUAAAAAAAAGAAAAAAAAGAAGCUUGUUAUAGAGUCAUCAUCAGAGGAAUCUUCAGAUUCGGAUAUUCCACUUUCUGAGGUCUCUAAAGAGCAUAAAUCAAAGAAGUCUGCUGAAUCAAAGAAAACGAGUGCCAAAGAAAAAGCUGACGAGGAAAAGAAGAAAGACAAAAUAGAGAAGAAAAAACAUCUAAUAAAAGAGGUCGCAGUUAAUCUUGGCGAAAAGAAGAAUUUGAAACCUAGAAUCAAAAUUACAGCUAUUGAAGAGAUAGCACCCGCAAAAGAACCCGAACAGCAAAUCGAACCACCAGCAACAACGGGAACAGCAGUACCAACAACAGAACAUGAUCCAACUCCAAGCGGGACUGUAACCGAAGCAAUCGAAACAUUAGUUGCACCAAAACCAAAGCCAAAACGUUGCAGAGAACUAGAUGCUCUUCAAGAAGAUCUCAAAUCGAGUUGGAUCUGCGACGGUGCCAUGAAAGCAACCGGCAGCCGUAUCGCCAGUCAAAAGAAGUCACAAGAACAAUCCGAUACAACGGAAGAUGAAACUACGAAAACUACGAAAGGUAGGAAACCAGAGCCUAAGCGUAAACCAGGACCUAAGCCAAAGAAAACUAGCUCCGAAACAAGUCUACUGGUGAGUGACGAAAGCGAAGAGGAUGGUGCAAAAACAAAGAAAUCAAGCAAAGUUCGGGCUAAAGCUCCACCUCCGCUCUUUGACGAAUCGUCCAAUGAUAGUUUAACUCUAGAUGUUGCUGCAGUCGAGCCUAGUUCCGACAUUUCUUUACAUCCGGAAUCUGGCUCUGGAAAAAAAGGGAAAAAAUUAAAGAAGACUUCCAUAGGUGAUAAUGCUGCAGAGUCCUCGUCAGACGAAAGCUUCGUAUCUAAUUCAUCAUCCUUGCUGCUCGAGGGUUCAAGACAUCGCGACAAUAAUGAGGAAGUUCUGGAAGAAUGUAUGAAAGUAUUGGCUACUAAUCCCAAGUACUCGGCGGCUGUAAAAAAAAGACAGGGCAAAAAGAAGAAAAACAGUUGGCAAAUGGGUAUUGUAUCCAAAAAGAAAAAGAAGAAAACCACGGCGGCGAACAAACCCGAUGACACUGACACAAUCACAGAAAAAGACAACGACAGUACAGUAAGCAGCGACAAAAAUCUUUCCCGUACGCAAAGUCUUGACCGUUUGGAGGAAGAUGAGAUAUCCACGUGGAAAUCAACUCCAGAAGAAGAUUUAGAAUUGACGUCACGAAUAGAUUCCGAGGCACUGAUCGGGUAUACAAUGUCCGGUAAUGAAAAGUAUUCGUGUCUGCUUUGUCCGUUCUACGGCAAGGCUAUAGUUCACCACUACAAGACACAACACAUGAAAAAAGAAGUUCUCAUCUCGCGAUACUCAUCACCCGAUGCGAUGCUAGCAAUUGAAGAAGCAAAAAAAUUCGAUUUUGAGCACAACGAAUCACCACUCGUGGACAAAGAAGUGGCUUGUUAUACAUGCAGAUUCUGUAAUUAUAUGACCAAAGGUUUAGAUAAAUUCGCUCGUGACAGUUUUUACGAGCACUGUACUACACACACAGGCGAAUACAGAUUCACUUGUCAACAUUGCGGUUUUGAAUCUGCGUCCAAGGGUUCACUACGCACCCAUUAUUACAAGGAAUGCAGAAAGAAUUCCAACUCUAAGAAUCUUACAGAGGCUAUGCACGAAGAGCCGAUGCCAACGGAGGAUCGAAUUUACGGUUAUCUAUGUUCCAAGUGUAACUUUGUACAGCUACGGAAAGCAAAUGCGGAGAAACAUCUUCGACUCUGGCACUCUAAACCUGGACAAAGUGAUGUAACGAUCAUAAAAAUCGAUAUGUCAUGUAACAUUAAAAGAGAGGACAUACCUAUAAGUAUUAAAACUGAAGAUAGAUUGGUUACACAAAAAGUUGAACCUAAAGAAGAGAACGAUUCUAUUGACACGAGUACCGCGGAUGUUGACGAUACCAAAGAAAAUAUUGUUGUUGAUACCAACAAGACUGCUGAUGAGCCGGAUCUAGAUGUAACAUUUGAAACGAAUGAGCACAAACCGGAAAAAUUCGAGAAAAGCAAUAAUCUUAGUGCUUUUGUUUGUCCAGAAGAGCUUGAAAAUAAGGAUAACGAGAUUAUAAACGAUCGUAAAAAGAAAAUGCAAGAGAUUGCUCAGAACAUACGUAAAGUCGAUAAAGAGCGCAUGUCGAUAAUUGACAAGCUUAGUGCAAAAAUGGAUACGUCUCUGCCCAUUGACGAAGCGGAAGUAUUAUCAGUACCCGAACGCAUGGGAGUUGAUGCUAAUGAAUCGAUGGCUGAAGAUCCGUUGCAGAUUUCUGAGGCAGUAGUUCAAAGCGAAGAAACUGACGAUAUACCUAUCAUUCCUGAUAAUGUAGAAAUUAAGAAAGAUCCGGAUGACAAUGACACAAUUGAAAAAGACAAGAGCAGUGCAAAAAUUAAAGAUCCUUUGGCCCUCGUCGUUACUGCAAAAUCUGCUGAAAGUGAAGAAGAGGGAAGCGACCAUGAAACAACGAGUGGACCCGUUCGUUACGAUACAGAUUCGAGUGGUGAGCAGUCGGAACAUGACGAGCAGCAGAGUCUAGCGGACGUGAGUAGCAUACUACAGGGCACUGGCGAGGUCGCUUCUCCAUCCAAAGGUUUGAUGCUUACGACAAUACAGCGUCUCGCCGCCCAGCUGCAAAGCAAACCACCAGACACGCCACAAUUGCCCGAAGGUGAACCUGAGACUAUUGUCGCUGACACUCCUGAACCCGGUACUGUCAAGAUCAAGAAGGAGAAAACGUCGCCUAUCAAAGCUAAUAAAAAUGCUGCUGUUGAGACUGAGACGUGCUCAAUUUCAUUUACAAAAGUAAAAAAAGAAUUAAAAAAGGAGGCUAAGUCGCCAACGAGAAAUUCUGAAGAACUUCAAUCAGCACAAGAAUGUCCAGCAAACACCGAGGCAACUCAAUCACCAAAACCUGCUACGUUCAUUAGAAUUAGACGGAUUAGCGGUGAUAAGCUUUCCAAAGGCAUCGAUCAAAAUGAAAGCGAAGAUAGGUCUUUAUUAUCGACGAGCUCAGAUUCCGCUGAAAAAGAAGACAGUAGCUUUUUGAAAAUUGCCAAUGUCGUAAGUCUCGCUCCGAACGAAGUUGAUAAUCAAAUUGUAUCGAACAUCCGUAAAGUCGUGGAAACAUCGCCGGUAAAAUCGCUUUCUAUCCUAAAGAAACCAGCAAAUUUCGUGCAAUUGAAACAAGGCCACCGAGUGGUCACAAGCUCGGGAGAGACUGUGAAAUUAAUUCCAAUAAGCUUGUCACCGUCGGCGAGAGGGAACAAAACGGAAAAUAUUUUAUCGAUCGGUGGUCAACAGACCGUGGCAAUAAAAAUUGAUCCGAAAGGCGUGACCAUGCCUUUAGUUUCCACCGCAGGUACUGCUACCACUAGUCUUGUCGACUCGAGCAAUCAACCCAUUAAACUUUUAACAAUCAAUGCCCCAGAGGUGUCGGUUGCCAUUAAAUUGAAAUCGGCUCACGUUUACGAGAAAAUGCUCAAGGAAGACAAGCUUAUUCAUCAAUUCAAAUGUAUGGGUCGUGAUUGCUACUUCAGUACCAGUAGUGAAGGAGCAUUUCACAAGCAUUUACGUUUACACGAAGAUGACAAUAAAGCAUUCGACGCAACGAGGGAUUACUUCAAGUGCGCAUAUUGUUACAUCGAUUGCAAUAGCUACGAAGAGCUCAUACAGCAUCUCAAGAACAUGCACAUUUUCUGUCGAUUUUGUUGCAAGUACUGCUUCUAUCGAGCCUUUGCUUACUCGUACGUGGAAAUCCAUCAAAAGACCUAUCAUCCGAUGAAAAAAGUGCAGAUACUUGUCGUCGGCGAGGAACUUGUGCUACGGCCACCGGCGCCUAAAAGAAUGGAACGCAAGCAGAUCAUUAAGCCUUACGUUUGCGUUCACAAUUGCAAUAAAUAUUUCUUCAUACCCGAAGCUUUUGUGCUCCAUCUAAACAUGCAUCAUAAAAAUAUCACCACUGGUUUUAAGUGUCAUCAAUGCCCUACUCUCAGUCAAGACGUUGAUGGUCUUAUCGAGCAUUAUAAAGUACACAAUUACUUCAAGUUCCACUGUAUGUUUUGUACACACGGUUCAGCUACGAUAAAGGAUCUGCACACUCAUCUCUCUACAGCUCAUUAUAAUCAGCCACCUACUAUCCUUGAAAGAACUCUUCCUCGCGAGAUAUCAAAGAAUAUGAGCGCAAUCGAUCAGCUUCGUAUUCGCGAUGUCGAUCAGAUUUAUCGUCAACGCAAAUCUCCCCUUGAAGAGGACUUAAGCAAGAUGCCCGUACAAGCUUUACCAAUUCUGCCUAAAAUACCUAAUAACCCGAUGACGAUCGUGUCUGGUUCCCCGAUAAUGACAGCAAAGAUUAUAGCUCCAAAUGAUACUUUCGUGCCUCUGAAUACUCUCGACAAUGGUCCUGGAGUUUCAAAUAUUAGAAUUUUGGACGCGAGAAGUCUUAGUGCAGCUCCAGGUUUACUAAGCAUUGGAAAAAACAUUAAGGUGACUGUAACUGACGCGCCAACAUUGACUACCAAAGUAGAUGAGAGCAGUGAAUACGUUACUUCGAAUUUGUAUGAUCAUAAAGAUUUUUUGUCAGGCGUGAAGCCAAAGAUCGAGCAGAAAUCCGUGGAUAAUUCUAAAGCUGAUCACGAUAGUGACUGUGAGAUCAUUGAAGAGUGCAAUCUAGUGACAAGCGCACACUCAUCACCUUUUGUUAAGAAGGAAGAGGAAAAGAAAGAAGAUCCAAGUGACUGUUCAUCCGAACUUGAUGGAACAAACAGCAAUUUAUCCACUAGCAUGAUGUCACAAAACUCUGUAGCUUCCGAACAAUUGUUCACUAUAGACUCGCCCAAAGCGGGUGCUUUUCUUACACUUGACGACAUUAAGGAUACAGGUUUUGCGGGUCGUGAUCUGUUCAUUUGUGGCAUUGAAAACUGCCAGCAACGCUUCGAAACUGCCGAGGCGUUACGUGCACACAUGCAACAGUGUAAUCCAAGCGGUGAUGAUGAACAAGUUACCGACUCGGCUCUCUAUUGCGAUCUUUGCGGACAGCAGAGCAAACGAUUUAUGAAGCCAAGUUUCUACAUCGAUCAUCUCAAGACACACGGUCUUAAAAGGUUCAGUUGUGCCGUGUGUCGUGCGAGAUUUGCCGUACAAAGUCAAGCGCAAUCGCAUCUCCGACAAAAACAUAAGUAUACCAUUUUCAAGAUCGUGCCUGCUGAUCCAACUAAUCCUUCACCUGAUGGACUGUUCGUCAUUCAUCCGAUUGCAUCGAAAGGCAAAAAAUCAAACAAAGCCGAGAAAGAACAGCUCAAAAGUCAGGAUACCCUAGAGAAAACAACUUACGCACCCAACGAAAUCGCAAGUUUGCCAAUGCAAGCAAUUUACAAUCGCGCUGUACAAUGCGCAAUCUGCCCGUACAGCAACAAGGUUCGCAGCAACAUGAUUCGUCAUUUGCAAGCUCAUCUUAAAGACGAAAGUGUCCCUGACUCGAGUCCCGUAAAUCCAGUGCCGUGCCUCGACAAGAAAGAACGUAUGUUUGACAAGAUGGUCAAUCUUGCUAGCAGUUCACAUGAAAAUGGACGCAUGGGUGGUGGUGGUUCUAGUUCAGCUUCAAGCACAGCCUUAAAAGAACCCAUAAAAGCAGAAGACGAGGAGUUUCUGCCGAAAUUUGUUCCAGAAAAUCAGAGAUACGUAUGUGGAGUGCCAGAGUGCAAUUACCUGACUGUUGAGGAGGCAAUGCUGCGUCACCAUCUGAAAGCCUUGCACUCGGACGAGGUGUACUUUAGGUGCCCGCAUUGUCCUGCGAGCACGACGACACCAUCGUCAAACCAACAGCAGGAUCAGCAGCAGUCGCAACAGCCACACAAUAAUAUUGCCCUCGAGAAGAUGAGCGUUCACUUAAAAAUGCACGAUAGCCGACUUUACAAGUGUUCUCAUUGCAUUUACCAUCACUAUCACAGACACGUGGUCGAGCGACACUUAACGGACAAGCAUCCAGAAAAACGGCCAUUCGUCAAAGUAAUCCGCGAACCUCAAACUGAGGAACAAGCCCAGCAAAAUGCACAAGUUCCAUCUUCCUCGUCCACUAAUGCUACUUCAAACCAAGAAUUGGAAGAGACGACAGAUCCCGAUGGUAACACGUGGAAGUGUAAUUUAUGUGACUUUAAGUGCGUGCUGAAGAGCGCAGUUCAGCAGCAUGCCUUCAGUGCUCACGACGAGAAGUGCCAAUUCAAAUGCAACAGCUGUCAGUUCAAGAGCAUUAGUAAAGCAACUUUGGAUCAGCACAUGACUACCAAACACGCAAACGAGCCUCAAGUAGACUUUACCACUGUCUAUCAAAGAAUCAAGGGCUUGAAAAAACCAGAAUCGGAGACAACAGCGCCUACUCAAGACGAACCAUUCGAUACGACACCCUUGUGGCGACGUGAUAUGCCUCGAAUCCGUCAUAUUCGAGGUAUUUUACUGGAAGAAGAAGACGAACUCGGUCCAAAAUCCACGAAACGUAAAUCAACGAAAUCGGCAGAAGACUGUAAAUCGCCAGACGCUAAGCGUGCACGAGUUACCAACGACGACACGGAACGUUUUCCACAAUUACCUGAUGGUGGUUAUGGAGCUCACGGCCGACCAGUUGGCGAAUGUUACUCCUGUCCAUUAUGCAACACCUUCAAGUCCAAGUACAAACAGGACUUUCGUGAUCACAUGUUCCGCGAUUUAAAGUAUUUACGUUGGACGUGUGCACACUGCGACUACAGAUGUGUGACAAGAGGUGCCUUGGUUAAACAUCUCACUAGUAAGCAUCCACACGAGACUACCGAGGUUUCUCCUGGCAGUCCAAAUGAGUCGAUCGAUGAAUGGGUAGCGCAGGUUAUUAAAACGCAGACUGAUAUUUUGAAGUCGAGCAAGGAGGUGCCUAUGGGCGAAGAUGAAGAGAUUGGCGAGGAGAGCGAAGAAGACGAUCUUGUUAUAGAUACGAAGGAUGAAGACGACGGUGAAAAUGACAAUUCGGACGAUGAAAAAGCUACCGGAGAGUUGCUACCCACACCUUUGACUUGUAAGCACUGCCAAGGAAUAUUUACUAAAUGGCGUGGCUUCAAGCGUCACGUUCAAUGCAAGCACCUGAAACGACUUGCAUUCUUGUGUCCGUAUUGUGACUUCAGCAGCAAUAAGGAGGUAAUGAUGCUGAAGCACGUGCGCUCCGAACAUCGCGACCUUCCAGAGAAGAUUGAAGUCAAUCAAAAUCGACCAACCGACGAAUUGACAUCCGAAUUCUGGGAGCGCGAGUAUGGACUUAUCGUACCGAAGCGCACUAAGAAGCGUAAAAGAAAAGACGAGUCUGUACACGAAGAUGCGGUUACCGAUUUCCCUUGUAGCAAGUGCAAUUUCAUGGCAGUCAGUGCUUCGGGAUUGAAGAGCCAUAUGAAGAUUCACGAGAGCAAGGUCAAACAGAAAUGUAUGUAUUGUACUUUCAACAGUUUUGAUUCAUCAGAUAUGAGACUUCACUGGGAGGUAAAUCACCCGCAUCUUGAUUUCAAGGUUGAAGAAGCAAUCAUUACAUCAUCAAUACCAGAUGGUUCGUCGCGCGGUACCAAAAAAUCAAAACUUGGAUCGGAGGAAGCAAAGGCGACGGUUUACUACUGCUUUUAUUGCGAUAUGAGUAGUCAGUCACUCAGUGUGAUCAGAAGUCACUGGCGAAAUGUACAUAGAGAAGAUAGCAAAUCAUCUAUGUUCAAAUAUCGAGAACAUUCGGAAACAAAGGUCAGAUGCGCCUAUUGUGCCGAAGCCGGAACUAAGAAUAUUUUGGUCAAUCACAUAUUCAAUGUUCAUGGUACGGACAAACAAAUAUUACUAGUGGAAAGAGACGAGGACGGAUGGAUGUGCAAUUGGUGCCAAGAAGACUUCUUCACAAACAAAGACGAGAUAGAUUAUCAUCAUAAAAUGUUCCACUCACAUCUGCAGAUGAAGCUGAAAGUCGUACGACGCAUUUUCCAAUGUAAAGAAUGCCCUUUUGACACUCUUUCCAUCGAGACAAUGCAGAAACACGCGAAGGCCCACUUACACGUCUACAGGUGCAAAUACUGUGCUGAAGUUUUCAAGACAUUUGCGGCUGUCAAGAAUCACUUCCGAAUAGCACAUCCCGAUCGAGAAACUGAAACCCGUACGAUAACUAGUGAAGAUCUCAGCAGAGAAAUCGAUCGAUUUAUCGGUGAGACGGCUGUAUUCAGUGACGUCCAACUCACACCCAUCAGAGUUGUCUCACCAGUUAAGUCACCACCAGUCAAAUCGUCAUCAGCUAAGUCCGUUCCCACAAGUCCAAGAGUAGCCAAAAAAUCUACUACCAAGCAAAUUGUAUCAAUGAAAUUGUUCCCCGAGAAGGUCAAAGCCGUUGCCAGAAAGUCAACUACCCAAUUGCCAAGAAAACCUUUAGGCGUACAAAUGAUAAAAUAUCAAGGGAGAGAAAAUAGCGACGAUGAAGAUGAGAAACCAAAAUACGUCUCACAUUAUGGACGAUCAGCCAGUCCUAUUAAUUUGGCCAGUUUGAGUAUUACAAUGGCUGUUGCCGGUUUGAAGAUGAAAGUUGACUGCUCUAAACUUGCCGAAUUAUUCAACAUGAACAUUAAUCCGACUGUUAAAGUUGUGGACUUUAGGAAAGAACAAAGCGAAACAAAGCAUUAAGUUUAAUGGUUUAUCUACAAUUUUAGUUUCAAAUUUUGUUAGGAAUAACCCCUUUUCACUAUUUACAUAUUUUCCACGAUUUGUUGAUUCUCAUUUAAAGUUUGUUAAUAUUUAGAAUUUAUUUAGAAAUUUUUUUUUUUCGAAACUGAGCUCCGCUGUCUCACAGGGGAGAAAAUUUUUGUUUUAAUUAAUUAAUUAGUAUUGGGGAUUUUUCGAGUGUUUUAGAUAGGCUCUUGUAUUUACCAAUUUUGGUACGAAACUAUAAUUCUGUUGAUAGCGAAAACAAUUACUUUGUUCAAAUAUCAAAUCACAUCUCAGAACUUGCAGUCUAAACGUUAUGGUAGAAAAAUGAUACAUUACUAUGCUGCGUUUAACUUUUUACAUGCAUUAUGGACAACAAUACAAAUGAAAAUCGUGUUUAUUUCAAUGAAUGGGUGUAUUGCCGCUGGAAAAAUUACGUCGAGGGUUUCGAAAUAAUUUAACCAAGUUAAGUACACGUUUCUCCUAUUCCAAGUUUAUUUUUAUAGUUAAACUAUAACUAGUAAUAAAGUAAAUUAAAUCACAACCAAUUUUUUUUUACCAUUUGGACUGUAGAAAAGAACUUGGAAUAAGAAAAUAUGAGCUUAAAACCUGCUUCAAUAUUUUCGUGACUCUGGGAGCAACUUACCCAGCAGAAAUGCUGAAUUAAAUAGAUAUUACGUCCUGUUAAUUAAAUAAUAAUGUAGUAUAUCGUUUUUCCUGUGAAUACAUGUAGGUGUAAGAUAACGAAUUUGUAAUUUCUAGUGGUAAAAUUAGAUAAUAUUUUAGGUAGCUUUUGUAAUGCCGGGAGUUAAGUAAUAAGCGACUGUAAAUGUUUUCACGAUGCUCCCAUAAAAUAAACUGAAGAUUGUAGUUGAUAACUGUAAAAGAAAAAUGAAUUGUACUUUUUUUUUAUCUUUUGUUUUUGAAUGAUUGAAGUGCGAUUCAUUAUACUAAGUAUUCGAGAUGUUAAACCAUUUUAAAUACAUACUGUACACACAGUAACAUGCUUUGAAUUACAAAUUUAAUAAGUAAAUAAAAAGAUUUACUUUUGAAUGUCUGUCGACUCGUGAAGACUGAAGUGUUAUUAUAUUAAGAGAACACUAACGAGAGACGUGUAAAUAAGAUGUA